Messenger RNA from Ixodes scapularis (black-legged tick), 1725 nucleotides. RefSeq names its product protein FAM151B-like. The coding region runs from base 147 to 1433 and encodes 428 amino acids. NCBI's taxonomy places the organism in Eukaryota, Metazoa, Arthropoda, Arachnida, Ixodida, Ixodidae. The record is from RefSeq and is a predicted model, not a curated record. The transcript has 2 exons.
CCCGGCGUCCUUGGCCCAGCUGGAGGGACCCGCGAACACGCCCCCCCCCCCCCCCCCCCCUCCCCCCUCUCUUCUUCUUCAGCGGAAAGCAUCUCUUCUCUCUUCUUGGUGUUCGGGACAGCAAUAGGACCCCGCGGGACAGCGAGAUGGCGAUGUCUCUUGAGCUGACCAUCCUUCAGCUGAUCUGUCUCUGCCUGUCGGUGGCCGUCGUCGGUGCGAGCAGCGACGCUACUUAUGCCCGGUGGUUUCACGGGACCAACAGUAGGCGCCUUUUGGAUGAGGCCCUCAAGGGUGACGAGCCCGUGUUCCUGGAAGCGGACGUGGUUGUGGAGGGUAGCAUGGCCGUCCUGGAGCACCCUCUGGAUCAGCCCUGGGACUUGAGUCUCCGGGACCUGCUGAACCUGGUCACGGCAAAGCCCAAGAGGGUUACCCUCAAGCUGGACUUCAAGAGCACCGAGGUCCUUCCGUCGGCCAUCAACGUCCUUAUGGGUGCUCUGACAGAGAACCUGAAAGACCUGUGGCUGCACGCGGACGCGGUCCCAGGCCCCGGCGGCAAGCCACCUGUCGACGCCUCCACCUUCCUGCGGUACACAACGCCCUUCCACCCGUUCGCCGUUGUAUCUCUUGGGUGGACCACCAAGAACAAGGGUGCAUACUCCUGGCGGAACGUCGAAACGAUGGCCCGCCUCACCCGCUGUGGACAACCGUACCUGAGAAGAGUCGCCUUCUCCGUACGCGCCUCAAUGGUCGAGAACUCGUUGCCCCAGCUCGCCUGGCUCGUGGACGUCGUACCAAAUUCCACCCUCUCCGUCUGGUACCCGUCAUCAGAAGCUCCGCCUACAGAAGCAUUGUUGAAACUUCGCCAGACAAUUCCGGAGUCGUCCGUUGUCUACGACUUGCCGCGGGACUACCCUUUCGAGAACCUGGUAGACGCUCCCAUCAUGGAAGAAGACCAGGACUGGAGAAUAGACUGGAAGCUGACUGGAGACUCUCCUUGUCAGAAAACCUCGUUGGUCGGAAAGCGCGCAGUGGUCUUGGGAGAUCAGGCGGUCUCGGCGACUCUGCCAGACCCAUGGGCGAACUUCGAGGCCAAGCUGGACCUCAGUAAACCAAGAUCUGUCGCGGUGAGCCUCGGCAAGUCUAAGCUGACACUGGAAGGCCCCUGCUUUUACAUGGUUCUCAACAGGAAUGGGCAAAAGGUUACAAGUCAUGUUUGGGGCAUACCCUGCAAGGAUAACACCCUGGAUCCGGCCAGAAAAGAAAGCCCGGCGGAAAUGACCCGGGAAUGGGACUUCGAGAACGCUACGGUACCGCUUGUGUUUGAGUCGUCGCCUGGAGGUGUUGUCUAUGCAGCGUACUUCCAUUCAGCCGCACCGACUUUGUCCUGCUCGCUAGCACUGCUUUUGAUGGCGUUUGCAGUGUUGGCCGUCUGAGGGGGUACAACUGACUGUUUAGGACAGCUUGUGUUCUAACGUGUUGUGCAAGUUAGCGUGCAAAGUUGCCGUCGCCGUCUUCCAGUAAGUGUGUAGAAAGGGACGAAUUCGAGCGAAGUAUGAACCUCGUGGCUAUUGUGAAGCAGCCCCACUAGCAAAACUUACAACAUAAUAUACGAAUGCAAGAGGAAAUACUAGAUGAAAAUAUUGCUUCCAGUGGCUAGUAAAAUAAAACACAACAGAAAUCCUUGAGUGCUCAUUUUGAACGCUUUAAGUCGUGAGAAACAAUGAA